AUGUCCUUCCUCGGCCUCGACCUCGCCUCAACAAACUACUCUUACUACUCCAUCCCCGCCGCCUUUCUCAUUACCAUGGCUCCCAAUGUGUACGCAAUGGUGUUGGCGGGGAAGAAUUAUGAUUUGAACCAACCCCGCCGCACAGAAGAGAUUUGUGCCAAAGAUACCUCCAUGCCCAAGCCCACCCUUCAAAAAAUCUCCCGCGCCAAAGCCGCAACAGCAAACGGCUUCGAAACCCUCUCUCUCUACGCCGCCUCCGUCGUGGCAGCCAACGCCUCGGGCGUCGUCCCCGUCUCCAAGCUCAACACCCUCACCCUCGGCUAUGUCGUCUCCCGCGCCGCCUACAACUUUGUCUACGUCGUUGCCCAGGACAACAAGAAGCUAGCCAGCAUCCGGCCCCUUGUCUGGGCUGCUGGCGUGAUCAUCAUUAUGAAUCUGUUUGUGAGUGCUGGUGGAAAGGUCUAA
This is a messenger RNA of Podospora anserina S mat+, 465 nucleotides long. RefSeq lists its product as uncharacterized. The transcript is spliced from 3 exons. Lineage: Eukaryota; Fungi; Ascomycota; Sordariomycetes; Sordariales; Podosporaceae. Gene Ontology annotation, cellular component: membrane. The record is from RefSeq and is a predicted model, not a curated record. The coding region runs from base 1 to 465 and encodes 154 amino acids.